This is a messenger RNA of Penicillium lagena, 1590 nucleotides long. Its product is annotated as alpha-arrestin. Gene Ontology annotation, biological process: ubiquitin-dependent endocytosis. Lineage: Eukaryota; Fungi; Ascomycota; Eurotiomycetes; Eurotiales; Aspergillaceae. Gene Ontology annotation, cellular component: plasma membrane; cytoplasm; cytosol. The record is from RefSeq and is a predicted model, not a curated record. The coding region runs from base 1 to 1590 and encodes 529 amino acids. The transcript has 2 exons. Gene Ontology annotation, molecular function: ubiquitin protein ligase binding; protein-macromolecule adaptor activity.
AUGCCUGAGAUGCCUGGCCGUCUCAUCCCCAACUUCGUUCGGGGCUCGGCCCACUCCUCGGUGGCCUCGACCCCCAUCCACUCCAAUGCCUCCUCGACAGCUUCGGUCAACGAGAUCCCGGGCCACCAUGGGGCUUCCAAAAAGUCCGUCGACCGCGCAAGGUCCCCGGAGCGUCGCCUGUCCUUCAACAUGGAUUCGCUGAUUCACCCGCACCGCAACCUCAGCAAGGACAAGGAGAAGCGCCGCAGCCUGGGCCGGGCGGCCCGCUCCAAGGAACGUUCCAGCAAGGAAAAUCUGGUCAUCCCAUCGGCCAAGCUGGAAGCGCUCGUGGAGUCCCCCCUCUCACCUGCUACGGGCCGCCGGCCAAUUCCACCGGAAAUCAAGCUCGACCAGUUCGAUAUGCGCCUCGUCUGCAAGACCAGUACCAAGAAGCCCGUCUCCAACAACUGCCCCAACUGCCUCACUCGCGUCGACGAGCUCACCCGCUGGAACUUCCUGACCGAGUCUCUGCUGCUCAAGACUGGCACUCAUGACUUCCCCUUCAGCUACCUGUUCCCGGGGCACCUCCCGGCCUCCUGCAAUGGAUCGUUGGGCCAGAUCGAGUACUUCCUCGAGGCGUCGGCCAAGAGCAACGUCGGCGAGGAAUUCUCGCUCCGGCUCCCACUGAACGUCCGCCGGGCUCUCCUCCCCGGCAGCGAUAAGUCGUCCAUCCGCAUCUUCCCACCCACCAACCUCACCGGCCGCAUUGUGCUUCCCUCCGUCGUUCACCCCAUCGGCAAAUUCCCCGUCGAGAUGACCUUGAGCGGGGUUGUGGACAAGAGUGAGGAAACCCAAACCCGCUGGCGUCUGCGCAAGAUGAUGUGGCGCAUCGAAGAGCACCAGAAGAUUGUGUCGACCGCCUGCCCGAAGCACGCCCACAAGAUCGGCGGCGAGGGCAAGGGGGUGUUGCACCAGGAGACCCGCAUCAUCGGCCACAACGAAGAGAAGACUGGGUGGAAGACCGACUUUGACACCGCCGGCGGCGAGAUCGGCAUGCAGUUCGACGCCAGCAUCAACCCGACCACCAACCCCGUGUGCGACAUGGACGCCCCCGGCGGACUGGAGGUGAAGCACAACCUCGUCAUCGAGCUCAUUGUCGCCGAGGAGUUCUGCCCGAACCGCAACACCCGUCUCAUCACCCCCACCGGCGCGGCUCGCGUGCUGCGCAUGCAGUUCAGCUUGCACGUCACCGAGCGCAGCGGCCUCGGCAUCAGCUGGGACGAGGAGAUGCCCCCGGUCUACGAGGAUGUUCCCGCCAGCCCGCCGGGCUACUUCAAGCUUGGCGGUGGAGACGGCGCCAGCACUAUCGAGGACUACCACGGCUCCCCAUUGCCUCUUCCCGACUACGUGGAGCUGGAGCGUAUGGAGUCGGUGCAUUUCGACAGCGACUCCACCCACUCCUCCAACUCCGGUAGUGGUAGUGGCCCUGUCCGCCGUUUCCCCGGUUUCACUGUCGAAGAUUUCAUCACUGGCGACUCUCCCGAGCCGUCUCCUCUACCAUCUACCGUGCCCUCUCGCGCACCAUCCAUCGACGGUGGGAGCACGGCAUAA